AUGACGACGACUACUCAGCCGGUCCAACUGAAACUCCAACUAAACUACCCAGAGGCCGAAGAAGAUCCCGAAAACAAGGAAGACUCAGACAACGCUGAAGCACGCCGCGACCAAGAACUAUACGAUCUACAAGAAAAAAAAAGGGGGGAAGACCACGACAAGAAAAUGGCAAGAACCGUAAGGACGAUGAUGAUGACGACAGAAUAG
Messenger RNA from Acaulospora morrowiae, 207 nucleotides. NCBI's taxonomy places the organism in Eukaryota, Fungi, Glomeromycota, Glomeromycetes, Diversisporales, Acaulosporaceae. The record is from the annotation of a GenBank genome assembly.